Carassius carassius (crucian carp) is the source of this 2967-nucleotide messenger RNA. It is a transcript of the gene morc3b, whose product is annotated as MORC family CW-type zinc finger 3b. NCBI's taxonomy places the organism in Eukaryota, Metazoa, Chordata, Actinopteri, Cypriniformes, Cyprinidae. Gene Ontology annotation, molecular function: ATP hydrolysis activity; zinc ion binding. The record is from RefSeq and is a predicted model, not a curated record. The transcript has 18 exons. Gene Ontology annotation, cellular component: nucleus; PML body. The coding region runs from base 242 to 2572 and encodes 776 amino acids.
AACAAAAGCCAGAUUUCAAAGAUGAAAAUAAAGAGGUCUCAGGUUACACAUUUGUACCAGCAUUUAUUGCUCACAACAAUAUGUGAGGAACUCCUUUAGAAGUCUCAGCGGGUGCAUAGCUGGAGUGUGAGAGCAGGGUGUGCGCUAUAUCUGGACACAGACGGCAAAAGCUCUUCAGUAAGAGCUCACAAAAGCUUCUCUGCAGCUUUCUUCAAUAUCUAACAUAGAUCUUCCAGCAAAAAUGACAACUAGAAAAAGUGUCAUUCCUUUGAGCACAAUUAGUCCAAAAUUUCUUCAUGCUAAUUCCACAAGUCACACCUGGCCCUUCAGUGCUAUAGCUGAGCUAAUCGAUAAUUCGUAUGACCCAGAUGUUCGUGCUAAACAGAUCUGGAUAGACUGGACACGCAUCAGAGGACUAGACUGCCUCUCUUUCAUGGACAAUGGGGAGGGAUUGACCAGAGCCAGACUACAUAAGAUGCUCAGCUUUGGUUUCAGUGAGAAGAAAGCAGCGAAAUUUCACAUUCCAGUUGGUGUGUAUGGCAAUGGGUUUAAAUCAGGGUCCAUGCGUCUGGGAAAAGAUGCCAUUGUUUUCACCAAGACCAGAGACACUAUGAGUGUGGGACUCCUGUCCCAGUCUUACCUCGAGGCCAUAGGAGCACAGCGAGUUUUGGUGCCCAUGAUCACAUUCAGACGCGAUGGACAUAACCAUGUAGAGGAUGGAGGCAGUCUGAGAGCGAUCCUCUCACACUCGCUCUUCAACUCAGAGAAAGAGCUGUUUGCAGAGCUCCGCGCCAUCAGCGCGGCCGGACCCACAGGAACACGGAUCAUCAUCUGGAACCUUCGCAUGACCUCAAAUGGAGAGACUGAAUUUGACUUUGACACAGAUAAAUAUGACAUUCUGGUCAGGGCGAACACCAGUGACAAGAGCAACAUGACCCCUGAAAGUGAAUACUCCUUACGGGCAUACUGUAGCAUCUUAUACCUGAAGCCUCGUAUGCAAAUCAUUAUUCGAGGACAAAGAGUGAAAAGUCAGCUGAUAUCCAAAAGUCUGGCUCUUAUUGCACAGGACAACUACAGACCCUCAUUCCUCAACAAACGUGUACGCAUCACUUUUGGAUACAACACCAAAAGCAAAGAGCAUUAUGGGAUUAUGAUGUACCAUAAGAACAGGCUAAUAAAGCCAUAUGUGAAAGUGGGCUGCCAAUGUAAGGCUGAAAGAAAAGGUGUAUGUGUUAUUGGUGUUAUAGAGUGCAAUUUCCUUCAGCCCACUCACAACAAACAAGACUUUGAUGACACCGAUAAAUACAGGAAGAUCAUGCACAACCUCAGCAUAAAGCUGGAGGAGUAUUGGAACGAAAUCCGCUACAAACGAAAGAAAGAGGACCCGAAGUGCACAGUAGCAAUAGAGGAUGUGUUGAAAGUUCCAGAUCAAGUCUGGGUUCAGUGUGACAGCUGCCUGAAGUGGAGGAGGCUUCCAGAUGCCAUCACUGAGCUGCCAGAUAAAUGGUUCUGCAGCAUGAACUAUGACCCACAGUUCAGGAGCUGCUUGGUGGAGGAAGAACUAGAGGAUGAGGAGGCAGAUCAAAAGUCAUACCCUAAACCCUUUAAACGCAAGCGGAGAAAUACAAAGAGUCUGCUCGAGGAGAACAUUCCAGAAAUCACACAAACUCAAGACGGACCAGCGUUAACAACCAUUCAGGCACCCAUACAUUCAGCAGCGUCUGUAAUAUCUGGACCGUCUUUAGCUGAGAGGUCUCCAUUGCCCCUUAUUAACCUGACCACUGUCUCCAACUCUCUAAGAAGAGUAAAACAAAAGUUUUCUGCCAUAGAAACGCAGAUGGAGGUGACGCCAUCCUUUCCUGUCCCCUCUCUCACCCCGCCACAAGAACUCUCCUUUCAGACACACUGGCCUACUUUGAAUGAGGAGAGAAAGACUCUCACUCAAUCCGACACACUCGCGAGCAAAGCUGCGUGCGGUAUGAUGGAAGGAAUUGAGUCGCAUCAGGGGCUCGCAGCUGCAGAAGAGACAUGUGAAAGAGAUGCAUCAUCUGGGACAGGGAGGGAAUACUGCUCAGCUGCGGCGCGGAUAAUUGAAUUGCCCCUGAAAAAUGAGAAGAAAUGGGUGGUGCAUCAUGAAGGUCAUGAUGAUGAUGAAGAGGAGGAGGAAGAAGAGGAAUGUAACUUGGCAGAGGCGCAACAGUGGCAGGAUGAGCUAAUGGAGCUGAUGCACGAGACAGCGGAGGAGAGAGAUGCGUGCCGCCAGGAACUGGAGGAGCUUCGAGAGCACAGCGCCGCCCUGGAGGACGAAAGGAACCAGCUCAUCUGCAGGCUGGAGAGUGCAGAAGAGGAGAAGAGCAAGCUUUCUGCCCUGUGUGAUCAGCUGAGGAGUCAACUGGCAGAGCUCAGGGAACGGAGCCAGAGAGGAAAGGAAGAGAAAGACAACAGCUGCAAACUGAGGACGCUGCGUCUGAACCUGAGCCGUCUGCUGGUGUCUUUCAUUCCCUCUCUUCAUCUUGAGCAUGUGGACUACAGCAGUGAUGUCCUAGAUACCAUCCUCAUCCAGAAGCUGUGAUUGCAUGCCUAGAAAAUAGCACAACCAAGACGACAACCAAGUGAACCAACUUGCUCCAAUAAAGACUUAAUAUGCUAACAUUCAGGUACUAAAUGUGAAUUUAUCAUAGAUUUAAUGAAGUUCUUUACCACUAUGACCUCCUCUAUAUAUGCUUCCUUGUUCCUUAAACACAAAUCUGUUAUCCUUCUCUUAUUUUUGACCUCAACGCAUUUCCAUCUACAACUUAAACUGUCACUCUUACAACUAAUCAAAUCUCCUUUAAAAGACAUCGUUCAAUAAAUACAAAAUAAAUGUUCACUCUGAACUCAGCAGAGACCUAUCGACUUACCUCCAUUUGCACUGAAAAUUAAACCUAUAAAUGUGACUUAAUCAAUAAAAGGCCUAUUUUAUUUUUA